This is a messenger RNA of Lactuca virosa, 618 nucleotides long. Lineage: Eukaryota; Viridiplantae; Streptophyta; Magnoliopsida; Asterales; Asteraceae. The record is from the annotation of a GenBank genome assembly.
AUGUCCGCUCAUAUGAAGAUGAUAAGGAAUAAGCAAAUUUUCUUUUCGUUCUUUGUUCUUGGCAUUCUUGUCAUAUUUGUAAAUGGGAACAACAUUGGUGAUAAAGCUUUUAAAACUACCUUAAUAAAGACUAUAUUGGGAGAUGCAAGCCCACAACCGUCUACUAUGGAGUAUGAUAAUCCUCAUCAUGAUGCCAAGCUAAGAGUUGUAAAUGGGAACAACAUUGGUGAUAAAGCUUUUAAAACUACCUUAAUAAAGACUAUAUUGGGAGAUGCAAGCCCACAAUCGUCUACUAUGGAGUAUGAUAAUCCUCAUCAUGAUGCCAAGCUAAGAGGUGUCUGUGUACCACUUCCAUCAUCACAUUUUGUAAAUGGGAACAAGAUUGGUGAUAAAGCUUUUAAAACUACCCUAAUAAAGACUAUAUUGGGAGAUGCAAGCCCACAACCGUCUACUAUGGAGUAUGAUAAUCCUCAUCAUGAUGCCAAGCUAAGAGGUGUCUGUGUACCACUUCCAUCAUCACAUUGUAAAGGAACAGAUGGAGCUUGCUAUUGUUGUAUUGGUCCAAAUAUGAAUAUAUGCAUACGAGGCCUUAGUUUGUGUAAUACUAUAUGUUCUUAA